Molecule: messenger RNA, 1254 nt
Organism: Centruroides sculpturatus (bark scorpion)
Lineage: Eukaryota; Metazoa; Arthropoda; Arachnida; Scorpiones; Buthidae
Gene: Sirt2
Product: NAD-dependent protein deacetylase sirtuin-2-like
Exons: 18
Coding region: 60-1244 (394 amino acids)
Molecular function (GO): histone deacetylase activity, NAD-dependent; NAD+ binding
Source: RefSeq, a predicted model, not a curated record
UUUCUGGGAUAAAUUUCUACGACUUUUUUUUGUCAAGCGCUAAUGAUGCAAUAUUUGUAAUGCUGAGAUCAAGUUUGUUUUGGUUGACGAAAUGGCAGAAGGUGGAAAAAAGAAUUCAGAAGUUCCAAAUAAGGAGGUGGUGUUUUACUUUGUACAAAAAUUCAGAAGAAACAGGAGAAUCAUCUGGAAUUGGUCUGGAUUGUCCGUCAGAGCAUCAUGAGGACUCUGCAAAUGAAGCUUCUGGAUUUAAGAUGAUGGAUAUGUUAAAAGGACUGUUCUAUAGCAUUGGACAAGAAAGUGAUAAACCAGAACAGUUACUGGAGGAAGUGAAUUUUAAUGGAAUUUGUAAUUACAUUAAGAAAGAUAAAUGUAAAAAUAUAAUUGUUAUGGUUGGAGCUGGAAUUUCCACAUCUGCUGGAAUUCCAGAUUUUCGAAGUCCAAAAAGUGGUUUAUAUGCAAAUUUAAAAAAGUACAAUUUACCAACACCUGAAUGUAUGUUUGAUAUUGUCUUUUUCAGGGAAAAUCCUCAGCCAUUCUUCCAAUUAGCCAAAGAAUUAUAUCCAGGAAAAUUUAAGCCAACUCCUAGCCAUUAUUUUUUGAAGUUGCUUCAUGAUAAAGGAUUAUUAUUAAGAUUAUAUACUCAGAAUAUUGAUACAUUAGAAAGAGUAGCAGGUAUUCCUGAAGAGAAAUUAAUUGAAGCACAUGGAACUUUCUACACAUCUCAUUGUAUCAAUAAAAGUUGUCGUAAAGCUUAUUCUUUAGAAUGGAUGAAAGAGAAAAUCUUCUCAGAUGUUAUUCCCACCUGUUCUAAAUGUGAAAGCAUAGUAAAACCAGAUAUUGUUUUCUUUGGUGAACAUCUUCCAGAAAGAUUUUUUGAAUGUGUAGAAGAGGAUUUUCCAAUGUGUGAUCUUUUAAUCAUAAUUGGUACUUCUCUUACUGUUCAACCUUUUGCAAGUUUAGUUGAUAAUGUUUCACCAGCAACACCUCGUCUCUUAAUAAAUAAAGAAAAAUGUGGUCAAACAAAUUUUUUUGCUCAACUAGUGGGUCUUCACUCAGGAUUGAAUUUUGAUUCAGACAAAAAUUACAGAGAUGUUGUAUGGGAAGGAAAUUGUGAUGAUGGAUGCCAAAACUUAGCAGAUUCUUUAGGAUGGGGUGAUGAGUUAAGAGAGAUGAUUAGAGUUGAGCAUACACGUAUCGACGAGGAAUACGAAAAAAAUAAAAGCAAAGUACAAGAUGAUAAAUGAAUUUUUCAAA